CUGUGAAUAUACCCCAUAAAAUUAAAAAACAGAAAACGAAAAAACCACAUUUUAUUUGUUUUGCGGUUGUUUGUAUGAUUUGUGUGUAUUUUCUGAUAAUUUGGAAGCUUUUGUUAAACUGCACCAUACAAAAAAUACUGUUACUGCAAUAACACACAUAAUAUACAUAAGAUGAGUGCUAUUCAAAAAUCCAAACACAAGUAUUAUAAUAAAAAUAAAAAGUUCACCAAACCGGGCCUAGACGUAAAUUUAAAAGGAUUCCUAUGCAGCUGUAACAACAGAGAAAAAGAAUGUGUGAGAGAGGCAUACAAUUUGCUAAAUAAAUAUGCAGACAUGGUUUUUCCACCUGAACCACCAAAAGAACAAGCUGAAGAAAACCUAGAAAUGAGUAUAGAAGAUGAAUUAAAAAAGGAACUAUCUCAAAUAAAGUCAGUGAAAAGAUUUCAGCAAAUAGAAUCAGGUGCUAAAAAUUUUCUCUUUAUAAAAACUAUAUUAGAUGACCCUGUAAAGUUAGCACAAACAAUAGUUUCUGAGUUGAAAUCUGAUGGGUCCCAGCAGAGUCGUUUUUUAAUUAGGCUAGUGCCUAUUGAAGUCACAUGCAAGGCUUAUGUCAAAGACAUCACUGUUGCUUUUAUGCCUCUAGCAGAAAAAUAUUUUAAGGACAAUCCAACCACCUUUUCUGUUGUUUACAAUCAUAGAAACAACAACAGUGUUAAUAGGGAUGAAGUAAUACAAGCUGUGGCAGAACAAGUCUUUCAAGUCAACUCAAACAACAAAGUAGACUUGAAAAUUCCAAAUAUAUCCAUAGUGAUCGAAGUUAUUAAAGGAAUUGCUUUAAUUGGUGUGGUACCAGAUUUCAUUAAAUAUAAAAAAUACAAUUUAUUGUUGAUUACUGAAAAGGAUAGUGAUAAAGGUGAAGGAGUUGAUUUGCCAAGUGGAAGUGAAACUCAAGACACAAAAUAAUUUUUUAUUAAUAUA
Psylliodes chrysocephalus is the source of this 978-nucleotide messenger RNA. The record is from the annotation of a GenBank genome assembly. NCBI's taxonomy places the organism in Eukaryota, Metazoa, Arthropoda, Insecta, Coleoptera, Chrysomelidae.